Molecule: messenger RNA, 3256 nt
Organism: Paramecium octaurelia
Lineage: Eukaryota; Ciliophora; Oligohymenophorea; Peniculida; Parameciidae
Source: the annotation of a GenBank genome assembly
AUGAGCAAGGUUCAAUUCAUGGAUCAAUUAUUACGAGAUUUCAGGGAAGUCAGUGCUGUUUAACAGAAGUCAUCUGUCAAUGAGUCUUUCUUGAAGGAAGAGAGCACAGGCCCUUAAAUCAUACUAACCAAUAAUAAAAACAGAUUGAAGUUGAAAGAAUAUAGUAAAAAGUUAAGCCAUUACAAAUAAGAGAUGGUUAACAUUUCAAAUUAGAUUGAUUUGGAAUAUGCAAGAUUCAAGGAAUCCAAAAUAUCAAUGGCAACAAUCAUAACAAGAGAGAUCAAUAAAUUAUAAAAACAAGAUGAGGAUCAAAUCAAAGAAAUGCUAGUUUUCGUAAGAAAAUUAAUUGAAUUUAAUCAAAAGAUAACUCUUGAAAUUGAAAACGUGUUUGAAAAGUAUUGAUAAGUGCCCUAUAUCAUAUUAGUCAAUAAACAGUGUCAUCUCAAGAGGUUGAGGCUGCUGCUCAAGUGUUCCAAGAGGUCGAACAACAAGUGUUAGCUCUAAAGGAUAAAAGAUUGGAUCUAGGCUCUAUGGACUUUAAGUUAUUGUCCAUGAGUGAAUACAAUAGAAUCACCUUACAAUUAUAAGAAUAGAAACUAAACAAUUAAGAAUAUUAAAAUAGUCUAUUUAAAAAUGAAUAGAAAAUAAAUCUGAUGUUAAGUCAAUAAUUGGAGGAGAAAAAUCAAAUCAUUCAUUAAUUAUAAAAGAAUUCCUUAUGGGAACAAUGGAGAGAUCUAGAAUAAUUGAUAUUCAAUCAACUAGAGAGAUUUCGAAUUCCGUAACCAAAAUCAGAUAGCAAUCUAGUUAAUUAUGUGUUUGACUAUUUAGACCAAUUGGUUUAUAAUCAAGAAUGUGAAAUUAAAGAUUUAUAAGAUUAGAUUUUCAAAUACCAGAAAGAAAUUGAUGAAGUAAAAUAGGAGAAUGAAAUUAUCAUCAAGGAGAAUAAGCAGAUCCAAAACUAAGUAAAACUAAGAAUUGAUGAGAAACAUUAAGAAAAAUUGCAGCUUCAAGAUGAAAUGAAGAAUAUUCUGAAUAACAGUAUUGAAGUUGAAAAAGAGAAUUAAGUAUACAAUAAUCAAUUAUAAAUGUAUACUCAUCAAAUUAAACAACUUCAGAAGAGCAACACCAAUUUGUAUAAGGAAUUGCAAAAAUACAAAAAUGAUGUCAAUGAAUUAAAUGAUAUUAGAGUGAAAUUAGAGGAGCAAUGUGAAAAACAUUUAUCAAUCAUUGAAAGACUCAAUAAAUAGAAUAAUGAAUUAGAAUCCAUCUUAUACUAAUCCAAAAAUAAUGAAAAUGAUGAAGUCAAACAAUAUAUUCAUUUAUCCAAAUCUCAAUCCAAUAGAAUUCAACAAUUAGAAUCUGAAUUAUAUAAUACUCAAUAACAGAAUUCAAACUUAUCAGAUAGAUAGAAAGAAUAAGAUGAGUAAUUGCAAUAAUUAAGAAACUAAAUUUUAGACCUUUAAAAGUCAAUUCUUAAUCAAGAAAAUGAAAUUAAGAAAUAACUGAAACUUAAUGAUGCAUUGUAGAAAUAAUUGAAAGAAAGUUAUGAACUAAAUAAUACAUAAAAUUCUGAUUUUAAAGAAUUAGAUGAAGAAAUUAAAUAUUAAAUUAAAUACAAUGAACUUCAAAAAGAAUACAAAGAAUAUAAAGUGUAAACAGAAAAUAGAUUAAAAAAAGCAUUAACAUCGUCUUAGGAACUUUAAUAAAGGUUUCAGAUCUAGGAGUAGGAAAAGUUGUUAGAGAGUCAUAAAUUGAUUGAAAAAGAAACAACUCUCAAGAGUGAAAAUCAAAUCUUAAAUCAGAAACUCAAUAUGUUACAAGAGUAAUUGAAAUAAUAAGAAAUCAAUUAAUUAAAUGAAAUCAAAGUUACUAAGCUAGCAUUAGAAUAAACAUAGGUUUAAUACCAAUAGUAAUCUUAAUUAUUUGAUAAAUUGAAACUUUAAGCUUCAUAAUUAGAACGAGUAAUCAUUUUAUCUUAUAUUUUAGGCUGUGCUAGAUAAAUAGACAUUGAUCUAGCAACUUUAAGAUGAACUAGAUAGUAAUUCUGCUUAAUAUGAAUAAUAAGUCAAUGAAAUUCAAUAGGAAUAUAAUUGUGUUGUUGAAGUACUAAUUUAAAAUUAAACUUAGGAAAAAUAAUCUCAAAUCACAUCAUUAUAAUAGACAAUUUCCAACUAAAAACAUGAGAUUAUGCUUUAACAAAGAUAAAUUGAUUAGUUAGAAUUUUAGAAACAAUAAGAUUUAUUGUAAUACAAAAUUGAGAAUGAUAAGAAGUCUCUGUAAUUUGCAAAGGAAUUAGAGUAAGUCAAGGAUGUCUUGAAUUCUUCUGUAAGCUUUUAGCAAAUAAAAGAAAAUGAAAAAUCGUUUUAGAAAAAAGUGUCAUAAGUUUAGGAAUCUUCUAAUAAAUCUAUAGUUCAAACCCAAUAAAAAUAUGAAUAGAUUAUUUAAGACUUAGUUAAAUAAUACGAUAAAUAAAUAAACUACUUGUAGGACUAAUUACAACUCUAAAAUAGAUUGGAUUUUUAAUAAAACCGCAAUAGUUAAAAACCCCCAAGAGGUUAACACAAGAGUCCUAAUUGCUAUACUAAUUCUCCAGCCUCAUCUAUAUAACAAAGCUUUUACAGAGAAGUGGCUAAAUUCUCAAAAGAUUUAGAUGAUUCCUAAGAGUCUAAUUCUCAAAAAAGGGCAACAGGAGUCAUUAAAUAAAAUAAACAUAUUUUUAUUGAAGAUGAUAACAAUACAAGUUAGGAAUAAACUUCAUCUGUUUAAAAUUAUAGCAGUUCUGGAAGAGUAUAAAUACAUGAUCAUGCUGUACAAACAGAUUAAUAAAAUGAAGAUAUCUUCCCUCCUUUUGAUCAUAGGAUCUGUUUAAGGUGUAAAAAAAAUGAUAUGAUUGCUCCAAAUUUUUGUAAAUUCAAGGAAGUCAAUUAAUUUACAGACUUAAGCAACGUAAAUUUAUAUUUAUAUUUUAUAGAGUUAAGGAAGCGCAAGUAGGUUAAAAUCAUCAAGAGUGUUAAAAGAACAUAUAUAUGGAAGUAAUUUAAGUUGGAGAUAAAGGGAAACUAAUUCAAUCACUAAGUCAAACUAUUUUUCUAUUGGAGAAAAAACAUCAUAAGGAAUCAAUACAAUUUUAAGCUUAAUAAAUAUAGAGAAUACCUAAUUUAAAAGAAGUGCUAGUUAAACAAGAAAUAAAAGAAACUCAGAAAGUUUGUCAAUCUCAUUUAGUUCUAAAAUGGAUACAAACCGAAGUAAUUAAUGA